GGAGGGUUAUGAAAAAUGGCGGCGCUCAGUACUGAGUUUGGCGAUUUGGUGCAAAUUAAAAAGCAGCUAAUUUCUAUAAUAUCACAAUGUAGAGAGAGGGGGCUCGUGCAUAGUAUGAAAUGGGCUUCAGAGCUGGUCUUUGCUUUGGACCCUCUCCCAGUAAACGAACACCCACCACCCCCUGAACUUACCGAGGACGACGCGCAGGAUUUCGAUGCUCUCUGUCUGGCAAAAUCAUAUUUUGAUCUGAAAGAGUAUGACCGCGCUGCGUAUUUCCUUCGGGGCUGCCGCAGUAAAAAAGCAUACUUCCUGUACAUGUAUUCCCGCUACCUGUCUGGAGAGAAGAAGAAGGAUGACGAGACUGUGGACAGCCUUGGGCCCCUGGAGAAGGGUCAGGUGCGGAAUGAGGCUCUCAGGGAGCUGAGAGUGGAACUGAGCAAGAAGCACAGUGCUGGUGAGCUGGAUGGAUUUGCCUUAUACCUUUAUGGGGUGGUGCUACGCAAGCUGGAUCUGCUGAAGGAAGCAGUGGAUAUCUUUGUGGCGGCUACACACGCCCUGCCUUUACACUGGGGCGCCUGGCUGGAGCUCUGCAAUCUGGUCACCAACAUUGAGAUGCUGAAGUCCUUGUCUUUACCUGACUGCUGGGUGCGUGACUUCUUCCUGGCUCACAUGUACACAGAGCUGCAGAUGAUCACCGAGGCCCUGCAGAAAUACCAGAGUCUCAUCGAGGCUGGCUUCUCCAAGAGCACCUACAUCAUCUCACAGAUUGCAGUCGCCUACCACAACAUCAGAGAUAUCGAUCAGGCUCUAGCUCUGUUCAAUGAGCUUCGGGAGCAGGACCCGUUCCGUAUCGAGAACAUGGACACCUUCUCCAACCUGCUCUAUGUCAGGAGUAUGAAGCCAGAGCUCAGCUAUUUGGCCCACAAUCUGGUGGAGAUUGACAAGUACAGGGUGGAGACUUGCUGUGUGAUCGGUAACUACUACAGCUUGCGCUCCCAGCAUGAGAAGGCCGCCCUGUACUUCCAGCGCGCGCUCAAGCUGAACCCACGCUGCCUCGGCGCCUGGACCCUUAUGGGCCACGAGUACAUGGAGAUGAAGAACACCUCCGCCGCCAUUCAGGCCUACAGACAUGCAAUAGAGGUUAAUAAGCGAGACUAUCGAGCCUGGUACGGACUUGGUCAGACCUACGAGAUCCUCAAGAUGCCUUUCUACUCCCUUUACUACUACCGCAAAGCCCACCACCUCAGACCGAAUGAUUCCCGUAUGCUGGUUGCCCUUGGUGAAUGUUACGAGAAACUCAACCAACAUGUUGAAGCCAAGAAGUGUUACUGGAGGGCGUACUCAGUGGGAGAUGUGGAACGGAUGGCUCUACUCAAACUGGCCAAACUGCACGAACAGCUUCAUGAAUCGGACGACGCAGCACAAUACUAUAUCAUCUAUAUACAAGACAUUUUCUCCUGUGGGGAACAACUGGAGCAUGCUGAGGUGAGCACAGCUCUCCGGUAUCUCGGCCAGUACUACUUCAAGAACCGGAUGUAUGAUGAGGCCUCAUUCUGUGCACAGCGCUGCUGUGACUACAAUGAUGUGAGAAUCUCACACACACACACCCAGCACUCAAAACACAUUUCUAACAUGUUAAUUUUAACAUUAAAAAUGCCGUACAGUGUAUUUGAUAGAGCUUAAAGCCAUCUAGCCAUGUUCUAGCAAGUAGAAAGAGAAAGUCAGCGAUUCAACAGCCAACUUACUGAACUGUCAUUGAAAAUUAACAGUAGCUGGUUGCUUUGUUGCUCUACUGUCAGUGGUGUAACCAAGGCAUUAACCCUGUCAGUGGUGUGACCGAGGGAUUAAAGGAAUUAUCCGGAGUAAAAUGCACUUUAGAUCAAUUUACGGAUGAUUGGGAGUCCAUAC
Alosa alosa (allis shad) is the source of this 1908-nucleotide messenger RNA. RefSeq names its product CDC23 (cell division cycle 23, yeast, homolog) (gene cdc23). Lineage: Eukaryota; Metazoa; Chordata; Actinopteri; Clupeiformes; Clupeidae. The transcript has 15 exons. Gene Ontology annotation, biological process: cell division. Gene Ontology annotation, molecular function: protein binding. The record is from RefSeq and is a predicted model, not a curated record. Gene Ontology annotation, cellular component: anaphase-promoting complex. Bases 16 to 1683 code for a protein of 555 amino acids.